UUUGAAUGAUGUUUUGUCUUGUUUUCCUUCAUUACAUUCGAAUGUAAUUCAUGGCUCCCCACAUCUUCAUUGACAGCGUGACUUGUUCACAUGAUAUAUGCGCUAUUUCCGAGUGUUUGGGCGUGAUUUCCUGGUUAACCCAACUCUUACUCCUCUUACUGUAGUUACAAAAGAAUCUGCGAAUUAGUAGUUUAAUCGAAUUAAUCGUCGUUAAGGUAUUUGCGCUUCAGAUGUUUUCAUCCAAAUUGUACAAAAACACUGUAAAGGGAAUAGUGUGCUGUGUCUCUUAUACUAGUGUCUAACUUUACCCUUGAAAAGUUUAAAUUUUAAGGGUACGCUUUCAAUAUUCAGAUGGCGGAUUCUCUAGAUCAGAUGAUAAUGGUAGAGAUUUGGACCUACCUUUCAUUCUUCUUCUGGUAUAGAAGAAUAUCAAAAUGGCUUCUGCAUUAUGCCACUGGCUGUUGUGAGUUGCAAAGAAUAUGCAACAAAACCCAACAUGGUGCGGCAAGAACUAAAUCAAUAGAGGAAUCCUUGAGAAGUUCCAGGACUAAGGCCCUUAGCGAGCUUCCUGAUAAGUUAAAUGUGAAAAUUGAGGAGGCUGUCAUGUUGGUUAUGACAAAGAAAAAAAUUGAUGUUGGUCAGGAAAAAAUGUUUUAUGAUGCAAUGCGUGUGUGCUUGAAUCAAAUAUGUGGAUACACAGAGUUGUUUAAAAUUGUAGAGGAGAAUAGGCAAGUGAAGUACUCCUCAGAUAAUGAAAGUCACGAGAAGAAACUCAUGGAGCUUUGGAGUAACAUGAUGCCAAACACAAAACUAGAGGAGCGAAUAACAAAACAGUGGGGUGAGAUUGGAUUCCAAGGCAAAGACCCAAUGACUGACUUCAGAGGAAUGGGAAUACUUGGACUAGACAAUUUAUUAUACUUUGCAUCAAAACAUACACCUGCUGCAAGAAAAGUCCUCUCAAGUUCACACCAUCCACAUUAUGGAUACUCUUACGCUAUAGUUGGCAUCAAUAUUACAGGAAUGGCUUACCGGCUUCUGAAGACUGGAGCACUGAGGACUCAUUUUUACAACUGCAAACAGGGAAAACCAACAAUGGAUGACUUUAAUGAAGUUUUUUGUUAUUUGCUCUUUGAAUUUARCUCCUUCUGGUUCAAUGAAAAACCAGAAAGUGUCAUGGAGUUCAACAGAAUCAGAGACAAGUUUGAAGAAAAAGUUACAAAGAUGUUGAGUGCUGAUAUCAAUAUACAGCUAACAUUGAAAUACAGGGAUAUUAGUGAUUUAGCUUCUCUGUCAUCUGUCACUUCACUUGAUACACAUUUUUGAUGUUCCGUAAGUUCCCUUUUCAUGGUUCCUUCCGUAGCAUAAACAGACCCAGUCAUUCUUCAGAAAGGAUGGAAAAGAAGACAAAUAAUAAUAUUAGACACUAGCUAGUGAGCCACACUUAUACAACUUUGGGAUAUCCCAAUAAAAAAAGGCAAUUUUUGAUAUUUUGGCUGUUUUGAAAUCAUGGAUCAAUUUGUCUCAUCAUUUUCAUAUCAUUUCACAUCACAGCAUUAUCUGAAUUUAUAUGCUUUUAUGGUAAUUGAAUGUAAAUAAGAAUCAUUAUAAAGAUUAAUAAAUGGGAAAUUGCAUAAUAGUCCCUUCCACAGUUCCCUGCUGCAUCUUGAAAGGUAGCCAAGCCUUUGCAUUCAGAAGUCUCUAUCAUUGGCAGCUCACUGUUCUUCUCGCUUUAAUGCACGGCUACCUUUCAAGAUGGCACAGGGAUCGGUGAAGGGGAUUAUUGGCGGCAUGACUCCUAAAUGACUUCCAGAUCAAACUUGCACAUGGACAUGCCUAGUUUUCUGCAAGGAUUGAUAUGUUCAGAUCAAAGUGGAAGCCAUUUAGACAUCAUGCUACCAUUUACCCUGGUUUGGCUUUCCUGGAUUCAGUUCCAUUCUAAUGCCUUUGACACAUCUGAUCAUUUAGAUACAGCCUAGACUGAAUCACUGCCACUCGGGGUAUAUAAAAAUUUUCUAAUACAUUACAAUAUAAAAUAUAUUUAUUGUCAAUUUAAAAAUAUAUUUAAUACUAAGCAGUUUUCUAAGCAAAAUAUGCUUAGCAUAAAGCAACAAGGGCAUAAUUUUUAUUGAAUAUAAUUUAUAAGAUGUAUGAAGUCUGUACCCAUAUUUAACAUGGCUCCUAAUACUUUGUUGUAAUUGUCAUGCUUAUUUUUACUUUUAUUGGAGACUUGUAGAAACCAAUAUAGAAAAACCCAUACUAGUAUCUAGAAAAAUACCUUCCAAAAUCCACUGGAAUUCACCCUAUAAGCCCAGCUUUUUUGAGUUUGAAAAACAUAAUGCUUUGUGGUCGAGCUUUAGUAAAAACAACACUAUCUAAGGCAUGGUGAACAAAAGAUGUUUGUACUCAAGGUAUACCAUAAUGCACCAUGUUUUCUAUCUGAGAAAAGGUCUAUUUUGCUGUUUUUCAUUCAUUUCAAUUUGCAGGCAACUGUGGUAGUUAUGUAUGCAGCCUGACUUAAACUUCUGUCCCAGUAACCAGAGGUAAAACCAGGCUGCACACAACCUAUGUGUUACUUAGACCAUACCUAAAUAUUAUUCUAUCUUGUCAUUAAAACUUAUUGUUUAUGUACUGUACAUAGGUUGAAAUACCCAAAAGAUGCUUGAAAUUAGUACUUGAGAAUUUCUUAUUGUGAACCAUUUGUAAGCUGUAUCUAAGCUAAUGCUAAGCACCUGAGCCAUUAAAAUAACAUUGCAAUUUCA
Actinia tenebrosa (Australian red waratah sea anemone) is the source of this 2759-nucleotide messenger RNA. Its product is annotated as ELMO domain-containing protein 2. Gene Ontology annotation, molecular function: GTPase activator activity. The record is from RefSeq and is a predicted model, not a curated record. NCBI's taxonomy places the organism in Eukaryota, Metazoa, Cnidaria, Anthozoa, Actiniaria, Actiniidae.